UAUUCAGAAUCGUCUUAGCUACCCCCCAUUUCCGGCUCCUCCCCGACUUUUGGGACACCCUGUAUACAGUGUGACGCGCGUGUGUGUUUUGCAUGACCACGAUUUUACUUUUAGCUGUAUAGAUAGAUGGUAUAGAUAUGGUCGCAGUGCGAUAUGAGAUGCGGAAAGCCUCCUAAUAUCUCAUUUUCCUUACAAUUAACUUAAAAUAUAACUAAAUAAUUUGUAUAAGAAGUAAUAAAAUGGUCAGCUCAUGUGUGAUUAUGACAAAUUUAAUACUGGUCAUAGUAUCAGUGGCGCCAUCGGUGGAAAAACGAUCAAGUUUCUAAUGAAAAUAGUUGUCAGUAUAUACUGUUGCUGUUGUUUUAAAUGCAUUUAUGCAUAUAUGACAGGAACAAGAAUAACAAGAUACAUAUCCACAUGCAUUAAUGGCAGGCAAUGAUAUAAAACAAAACUUACGAAAAUUAGAAUUUCCUUACUGUGCUAGAGAAGCGUUAUGCAAAAUCGAGAUUUUAUGUGGCCGACCUGGAAAACAAGUCGAUUUGCAACUGGAUUUAAUAUCAGAGUUUGUAUUUGGAGAAAUAGAGAAGCGAAAGAAACGCAAUAUGACAAUAGCGAUACAAGAAUUACAAUUAAUAGAAGUUUUAAGUGAUUUUUUUCAAAGCCCAGGAGGAAGUGCUGCUGUCCGCAAUGCAGUUUUUUUAUCUCUGUUCCCUGCGGAUAGUUCUAGAUACAAAAUUUUAGGUAAUUUAGUAUCGUUAGCCAUUGCUACCCAAAACAAGGCAGUUUUAAAUGCCACUGGAAUCUGGAUGCAACAGUUAGGCUCUACUUCGUUACAAAGCGUGGGAUUAGCAAAACAUGUACUUAACGACUAUUUUGUCCUUACCCCAAAAUCUAUCGACAAGUUGAAACAGCUUCCUGUUCUUACGCCACAUUUCAUAGCCAAUUUACUAACGGCAAUAGGUGAAGUUUACGAAGAUAAAGAUCCACCUACGGAGCUGCUCAGAUUGGUAGGAGAAUGGAUAGAUGAAAAUCCGAGUCUGCUAUUGACGCCUUUAAUGGACAAUCCUGCUUUACCAACCGGUGGGAUUCCAAUGACACCGAUAACACCCAUAGCAGGUUUAUUCAGGUGGUGCAUUUUAUGUCCUUUACGUUUAUGUAACACAAAAAAUGCGGAGAAUUACGAAGAACAGCGGAAACUCUAUUCUAAAAUACAGCAGUUACUUAUGGAUUCUGUAUUACGAUUAAAAAAUAGUGGAAACAAUAAACAUGCGAUAUCCGCGCAACAUUUUGCAACUACUAUUCGCGCUCUAAGUACCAAUUUACAAUCUCAAACGAAUCUUAAUUCAACUAUGCAUGACUUGGCGAUGGAACGACUCGCGCAAGCUGUCAGUGCAGCUAUGUCUGCAAAUUGCAUUUAUGGAAACAAACAAGAGUUAUUGGCAUUACUACAACCUUUAUCGUAUCAACAUUUUCUAAUCGAAUGGACACUACAAACUUAUGUAUCUAAGGCUGCUUGAUUUAUUAAAUUUGUAAGUGUAAGUUCAAAGUCGCUACAUCUUGUUUUAAUGUGUACAUAAAUGCAGUAUAAUAUUCGUGGUUGAAUUCUAGAUGUAAAUAUCAACAACAUUUAUAUGACAAAAUAAAUAUCUAUUUUAUUUUGAA
Hylaeus volcanicus is the source of this 1662-nucleotide messenger RNA. RefSeq names its product integrator complex subunit 15. The transcript has 4 exons. The record is from RefSeq and is a predicted model, not a curated record. NCBI's taxonomy places the organism in Eukaryota, Metazoa, Arthropoda, Insecta, Hymenoptera, Colletidae. Bases 426 to 1517 code for a protein of 363 amino acids.